GACUGCAGCGCUUCCUCUGUGCCCGAGAAAAACUGUCUCUCCUCCGACGGCCACUACCCUUUCAAAAUGCCCUUCUCGGAGCUGUAUUUUAAUGUCGACAACGGUUAUUUGGAAGGAUUAGUUAGAGGAUUCAAGGCCGGAAUUCUGUCACAGGGAGAUUAUUUGAAUCUCGUCCAGUGCGAAACGCUGGAAGAUCUGAAGCUCCACUUGCAGAGCACUGACUAUGGAAGCUUCCUGGCCAAUGAGGCCUCGCCACUCACAGUGUCCGUCAUUGACGACAAGCUGAAAGAAAAGAUGGUGGUUGAGUUUCGCCAUAUGAGGAACCAGUCCUAUGAGCCACUGGCUAGCUUCAUGGACUUCAUCACCUACAGCUACAUGAUCGACAAUGUCAUCCUGCUGAUCACGGGCACCCUGCACCAACGGGCUAUCUCUGAGCUUGUGCCCAAGUGCCACCCACUGGGCAGCUUUGAGCAGAUGGAGGCAGUCAAUAUCGCUCAGACACCAGCUGAACUCUACAAUGCCAUCCUGGUCGAUACCCCUCUCGCUGCUUUCUUUCAGGACUGUAUAUCUGAGCAAGACUUGGAUGAGAUGAACAUUGAAAUAAUUCGUAAUACACUUUACAAGGCUUAUCUGGAGGCUUUCUACAAGUUCUGCUCAAACCUGGGAGGAACAACAGCAGAUACUAUGUGUCCCAUUCUGGAGUUUGAGGCAGACAGGAGGGCCUUCAUCAUCACCAUCAACUCAUUUGGUACAGAGCUGUCCAAAGAGGACCGGGCCAAGCUAUUUCCCCACUGUGGCAAGCUCUACCCGGAGGGCCUGGCACAGCUUGCCCGUGCCGAUGACUACGAGCAAGUCAAAGCUGUGGCUGACUACUACCCUGAAUACAAGCUCCUGUUUGAAGGAGCUGGCAGUAACCCAGGAGACAAAACGCUGGAGGAUCGCUUCUUUGAGCAUGAGGUGAAGUUGAACAAGCUGGCUUUCCUCAACCAGUUCCACUUUAGUGUGUUCUACGCUUAUGUCAAACUGAAGGAGCAAGAGUGCAGGAAUAUUGUCUGGAUUGCUGAGUGCAUCGCACAGAGGCAUCGCGCCAAGAUUGACAACUACAUCCCUAUAUUCUAAGCAGUCUUUGUACAUUCACUCACACAUAUAAGGACAGUUACUGCACUAGUCAGCAUCUGUCUUUCUCCCUCCUCUCUCUCUUGUUCACCCUCCUUUAAACUGUCUCUCUCUGUCUGCCUUUUUAUAGACACAUGCUCCUUUUCUGUGUUAAAUUCAGUCUUAUUUGGCUCAUGAAUGCCAUCUCGCAAAUCUAGUGUUCUUUUUGCCUCUCAGUCCACACUAUGGUGACAGAGGUGCAAGAAAAACAUCCAUCUGACUAGCCAUCAGGAAUUGGAGCCAAAAAGUUGAUAUUCUUCCUGUCUGGAGGGAGUGCUUUGCCCAACAUGGUGUUUAAAUCUUGGCCCAUAGUAAAAAAAAAAAAAUCAUUCCUCUGUUCAGUGUUAUCUUCCCCGAAGUUGUAAAGCGUUCCAAUCAUUAAUUUAUUUUGUUUUUGAUGUUGAAUCUCUAGUCAACACUUGUUCUGAUAUCUUGUUAGAUAUGAUGCUUGGACUAGUGGGUUGGAAUGAGUGUUGGACCAGUAUGUAAAUGUAGUUUUCCUUGAAAGUCAAGAUUUCCAAUGUGAACUGGUUAAAAUGUCUCUUUUGCAUUCUUUGUUAUGAUAUAUUGCAAUUGCAGCACCAGAAAACUGGAGUUUACGGUCUAAAAAGAGGAAUUUCCAUACAAUCCCAAUAUUAUGUGUGCUUUGAAAUAAUGAUUUGUGUGAAUUGUCUCUCUAAAUGAAUGGACUUAUUUCUAGCAAGUUUAAGUCCUUGUAUGAAGCAGAAUAUAUGUGACAAUACAAAGAUAUGUAAUGUUUAAACUAUAAGAUAUAUGAAUAUUUAAAGAAUACAAUGAUUUUUUUCUCAUGCUGUAAAAAAUCUUAACCGUCUUAAGAGUUAAGUGUCUUAUUUGUGAAAUGUGUAUUGUAAAUGUGAUGAACAGGCUUCCGAACGAUUAUGCCUCUUUUCAGCAGACCUCUAUAGGGUACUCAUUGAUAUUAAAGAUCUGCUCAGUACAACCAUAAUCUCCUACUGCUGUCUACUGAACAACUUCACUGGGGCAUUUGGGGUUUAAAAUAACUUUUCAUGGUUGUCAUAUUGUAAACACUUGUGAUUAAAAUGUAAUUCUGUUACAUGAA
This is a messenger RNA of Lampris incognitus (smalleye Pacific opah), 2236 nucleotides long. RefSeq names its product ATPase H+ transporting V0 subunit d1 (gene atp6v0d1). Gene Ontology annotation, molecular function: proton-transporting ATPase activity, rotational mechanism. Bases 67 to 1119 code for a protein of 350 amino acids. Gene Ontology annotation, biological process: proton transmembrane transport; vacuolar transport; vacuolar acidification. The record is from RefSeq and is a predicted model, not a curated record. The transcript is spliced from 8 exons. NCBI's taxonomy places the organism in Eukaryota, Metazoa, Chordata, Actinopteri, Lampriformes, Lampridae. Gene Ontology annotation, cellular component: plasma membrane proton-transporting V-type ATPase complex; proton-transporting V-type ATPase, V0 domain; lysosomal membrane.